AGAUUGAUUGGCCAGUAAGAAAUAGUAUUAACAGGUCAACUUGGCAUGCAAGACCAAGUCCGAGUUGUAUUACAUGACCUUUUCCCUAGUUCACCACACAUUUGCCGUAUUAGCCAGCUACAUCCAAACACAAAUACUAUAAACAAAAAGAGAAAUAUUCUGUAGUUAUCUGUAUGUGCUUUUCUUUUAUGCCGAAUGGCAAAAAAAUACCAAGUGAAGAAAUCCAAUAGCUGGAGAAAUGUCAAACUUUUACAUAUAAACCAAACUAGCCGAUACAAAGAAGGAUCAAAAAAGAAAAUGCAGACCCUUGGCCAAAAUGAGGCCUCCCAAGCAUGCCCUCAAUGUUGUUGCAGCUGCAGAACCCCAUUUUUCAACUCACCAACAAGACAUAACACAACAUCAAAACUCAGAAACAGUUCUGCUGACUGUCGCCACAGCUUCGCAGUUACAACAACAUCAUCUAUAUUCCCAAACACUCAAUUCACCAACCAUGAGUCCCUUCCAUCACUUCAAGAAUCAUUCAAUGAAUUUACCAAAGUGUACCCUCAGUAUUCUGAGACUGAACAAGUUGACCAUGUUAGAGCCAAAGAAUAUUUCCACCUCUCAGUCUCCAACCAAACUUGCCUUGAUUACAUUGGCAUUGGACUCUUCUCCUACUCCCAACUUCAACACCAUCACACAUCAAAAACCCAACUUGCCUCAUCUUCAAGUACUCAAACAUCCCAUUAUUCAGAUAUUCCCUUCUUCAGUAUAUGCUGCAAAACUGGGAGUUUGAAGACUUUGCUGCUUCAUGGUGGACAAGACUCAAAAUUUGAGGCUGCAAUGAGAAGAAGAAUCAUGGGUUUUCUCAACAUAUCUGAAAAUGAUUACUACAUGGUUUUCACAGCAAAUAGAACCUCAGCUUUUAAACUUGUGGCAGAUUCAUACCAAUUUCAAUCUAGUGAGAGGCUUUUGACAGUUUAUGACUACGAAAGCGAGGCUGUGGAAGCAAUGCUUAGUUCCUCAAAGAAGAGAGGAGCCAGGGCCAUGUCAGCGAAGUUCUCAUGGCCAAGGCUAAGAAUUCAGACAGAAAAAUUGAGGAAAUUGAUUGUGAGUAAGAGAAAGAAGAAGAAAAGAAAGGGCCUUUUUGUUUUCCCACUUCUUUCAAGAGUAACAGGAGCAAGAUAUCCUUAUCUGUGGUUGAGCAUAGCACAGGAGAAUGGUUGGCAUGUGUUGGUUGAUGCAUGUGCAUUGGGACCAAAAGACAUGGACUGUUUUGGCCUCUCUCUAUUUCAACCAGACUUUCUUAUUUGCUCUUUUUAUAAAAUCUUUGGGGAAAACCCUUCUGGAUUUGGAUGCCUUUUUGUCAAGAAAUCAGCUAUUUCCAUCUUGGAAUCUUCUUCUUGCGCAGGAAUUGUGAACCUUUUACCAGAAAAGCAGCCUCAUCAACUAUCACAUGAUUCUUCUGGCACUGACAUAGAACAUGAACACAAAUCAAUGCCAAUCUUAAAUGAAGAGAAACCAUGUUCUUUGACAUCUUUCUCAGGUCCAAUACAAACUAAACAGUCUGAAAUAGGUGAAGAAGAACCACCUGAGCCAAAAACUCCUCAAAAUUCUGAAAUUGAGGAGGAACAAGAGCCAGUUCAGAUUCAAACACUUAAGAAAGAGAAUGUCCAAGAAAGUGAAAAUGAGAGCUUUGACAUUCAAUGCAGGUGCUUAAAUCAAGUGGAUUCUUUAGGAUUGAUUCUUAUCACGAACCGGGCAAGGUACCUUAUAAACUGGCUGGUAAACUCAAUGUUGAAGCUUAAACAUCCUAACACACACGGGGUUCCUCUAGUGAAGAUUUAUGGUCCAAAAGUGAAAUUUGAUAGAGGGCCUGCAUUGGCAUUCAAUAUAUUUGAUUGGAAAGGUGAGAAGGUUGAGCCUGUUCUUAUUCAGAAACUUGCUGAUAGAAGUAACAUUUCUAUCAGCUAUGCAUUCCUGCAUCAUAUUUGGUUUGCCGAUAAGUAUGCAGAAGAAAAGGGAACAGUGCUACAAACCAAAGUAGUUGGAGGCCAAGGAGUGACAACCAACAAGAAGAAAGAUGGAGAUAAUGUUGGAAUCACUGUGGUCACUGCUGCAUUAGGCUUCCUUGCUAAUUUUGAAGAUAUCUAUAAGCUUUGGGCUUUUGUGGCAAGGUUCCUUGAUGCUGACUUUGUGGAGAAAGAGAGGUGGAGAUAUACUGCUCUCAAUCAGAAAACAGUUGAGGUUUAA
This is a messenger RNA of Abrus precatorius (Indian licorice), 2232 nucleotides long. RefSeq lists its product as uncharacterized. The transcript has a single exon. The record is from RefSeq and is a predicted model, not a curated record. Bases 196 to 2232 code for a protein of 678 amino acids. NCBI's taxonomy places the organism in Eukaryota, Viridiplantae, Streptophyta, Magnoliopsida, Fabales, Fabaceae.